UUAAAAUCAGAGUGUGCACUUGAUGCUAGAUGCCCAUGGGCUAGACUUUGUUGUGCAACUUUCCAGUUACUACAAAUAGCCAAAGAUAAUUACACAUUUUUACAUUUCUGCAGUCAACUGGCAGUGGGUGGAGAUGACUACACAGCUACAUCUGGUAGCCUCAUCUUUGAAGAAGGAGAUCUGACAAAGAGCUUCACUCUCUCAAUCAGCAGUGACAGUGUUCCUGAACUGGAUGAGUACAUUUUCAUAGCCAUCACCUCUGUGGAGCUUGAUCCUGACACUGUGGAGGAUGUUGACAGCUCUGUACUGCCAACUUCAGCCAGUGCGACGGGAGUCUGGCGUUUGUGGUGAUUGCUGAAAAUGACGAUGCUCGUGGAGUCCUGCAACUAUCCAGCUCCACAUAUGAAGCUGAAGAGUCCUCACAGAACUGUCAGCCGAGGAGCUGGUAGCUUUGGAACAGUACGUCAUGCAGCACGAACUAGCCUCAAACUCAGUCUCUUAUCUGUUUCUUUGCCACGAGGGGGACACGGUUUCUUUGCAUGUAGUUGUCAUGGAAAUGAUCUAAUACACAUGUAUACCAAGUUUCACCUUUAGCUAACAUUAGAAAGUUUGAGGAGUGAAGAAGUAAAUUUAAAGAAAAAUUGCCCGAGGCUAUU
Messenger RNA from Geodia barretti, 656 nucleotides. The record is from the annotation of a GenBank genome assembly. NCBI's taxonomy places the organism in Eukaryota, Metazoa, Porifera, Demospongiae, Tetractinellida, Geodiidae.